AUUGCGAACAUUCUUUCCAGGUAUGUGCACCACUCGAGACGUGGACAUUUUCUUCACACACAUGAACAACGCGCGCUACCUCCGAGCGCUAGACUUCUCCCGCAUCCACUUCUAUGACCGCACGGGGCUCUACGAGAAGCUCGCGGCGGUCAAAGGCGCGGCCCUGAUGGGCGCUAGUACUAUACGCUACAGAAGGCCGCUUGACAUAUUCAGCCUUUACAAAAUAGAGACCAAGAUGUUAUGCUGGGACGAAAAGACGGUCUUCCUCGAGCACAAGUUCAUCACGUUGAAGGACAACUUUGUACGCGCCAUAGUGCUCUCACGGACGCACAUAGUCGGUCUCGACCUACCGACGGCCAUGGCGGACGUCCCUGAAGCGAACAACAUGAAAACCUUUCCAGAGGAGGUGGUACAGUGGCAACAGUGCUUGGAGACUGCGAGCGCUAGACUUAGGAAGAAGGAUUAAAGUAGGUAAUGGUGAAGACUGAUGCAUUUAUUGUUCUGAGUUGGGUUUGGGCUGGGUCAUCUUUUUUGACACGGAGUCGUUACGAAGUUAAAGCUGAUUCUGUGACUAUAAAAUAUAAUCAGCCAGUCUCUUAUAGAGCGACGAUGAAAUGAAAAAUGUCCGGCCAUGAAAAGGCGGUAUUAAUAGAAGGAACUUAAUAUUGUUUCGUGUAAUUCUGAUUAAUUAGUUAUGUGUAUAAUAGUCAUUUCCGUCCCGAAUUCCCAAUAAUACACUGGCUUGGAUAUUGAUUGCGAGGAAAAGCUUUUAUCCAGUUGAACACAAAUACGAGUUUGUAGAAUGAGGAAAGCAAAUGUUGAUUUGUUUGUCUUUAGCUUUAAGCUAAGACUGCUACGAUAAAGAUAAGCAAGGAACAUAAGCAGUUGUUACCGUGCCUACUUUGAAGUCUUUGAACACAGAUGUAGAUUGGACAUUUGCGAGGCGAAUUCUUGUUGUUAUUAAAAAUUCGAAGGCUUUGGUCGGUGCUUUCUUUGGUUGUCUAAAACUCUAAUGAUUAUAGGACCAACGAGAUUGGGAACUGCAAAGUUGUGUGAUAAUGAACAAAACAAAAUAUGUGUUAAAAUGUGAGUUACUAUUUUGGGACUUAAAACAUUGACUGAUAUUGACGGGCCCACAUUUCACGUGAUUGAUUUAUUGCUCUAUUGUCAAAUAGAGGUGUAUUCAGAUUUGAAAAAUAUGAUUUUGAUUCUAGAUUCGUCUUAGUGCAUUUUCCUGUCCUGUAAACUAUAAUAAUAUACUCAUUGGUACCUAUUGGUGCAACUUCCAAGAUGCUUGAUAAAUCUCAUGAUUUCAUUGAUAUUUGUCUCACUUGAGUAGGUAAUUCAUAAUCCUUGUCCCUGUAAUUCACAAUUUCCUCUCAUGUACCUAUUUAGCAGUAGGUAUGCUGUGGUUUUGACUCUAAGUUACUCAAGACUCUCUUAAAGCUGUUUAAUUUUUCUACAAGUUCCCAAAGGGACCCUGAGAAGGUUAUAGUUAUUUGUUUUACAAGGGGGCAAAGUUGUUGUUUAACCGCUCGUGCUAAUAUUGAUACCCGAGCAAGCGAAAGAUUCCAAAAUUGAACCACGAGCGUAGCGAGUGGUUCGAAAAAUGGAAUCUUGAGCGUUGCGAGGGUUUCAAAGCACGAGGGUUAAACAAAAUUUGCCCCCGAGUGAAACACAAAAUUUUUCACCACACCAACUUGAAGCAAAUAUUAAAUGUAAAAUAUCAAACAAAAUCAAACCAAAUCAAAUCCAAAUGAAUGUUAUUAAAUAUUUAUCAUCCAAAAUCAUCAUUUAAAAGUCAUUUUUACCAGCAAACAUAAGCUACCAACUCAAAAUUUGCAUUUAAUUACUUUGUCUCACAUGUGAUUAAAAUGCAACUUUGCUAUCAGUUUUUGAAGUGCAAAGUAAGCCUUUCCGAGCUGGUGUGGUGAAAAGGAUAUUUAUUUCGAGUCUUGGGAAUAGACGAGCUACAAUAGCACUUAAAUUAUAAUAUAUAUACUUUAAAUGGGUCUCAGUAUUACUAAACGUGACUAAACGAGGGUUAUUAGGCCCUGGUCUCCUAUUUUAUGCUGUACGCGGCGUCUGGCGUCAGCGUCAAGGUUUUUGAACAAAAAAGACGCUGACGUCGACGUCUAAAACAGACCACAACAGUACAUCUCUAUAGUAAGCAUCGUGACGCAGACGCUGUAAGCGGCCGAUGGCGUUUAUAGGAGACCAGGGCCUUAAUGUUGUUAUUUGUACAGUCAUAUUAUUUAUUUAAAUAUUACACAUUCGAUUUUAUUUAUUGACACGAUUUUUACAUCAACGUUUCUAAGGCUCUUAGUAGUUAGCUUGAAGACACGAAUUAAGCUAAAUAGAAGAAUUCAAAAUUCAACUAUCCGUAUGUUGUUCCAUUCAGAGGCGCUACCGCAAAAACCGAAAUUCGCAAAUUGCGGGGAUCUUUCUCUUUUACUCCAAUGAAGGCGUAAUUUUGCUCUGGGCAUUCUGAAGUCAAACACACAUACAGAGUGCGCUAUGUACGCUUACCACUCUUACGCCCAAGCCUGGUUACGUUAUGGUAUUAUUCUAUGGGGCCAUAGCAGUGACGCCCACGAUCUCCUUAUAGCCCAAAAAAAAUGUGUCCGCAUACUAACCAAUAUACGACAAACAGACAGUUGUAAGAAACGUUUCACUAAUCUCCAAAUUUUAACUCUCCCCUCUCUACAUCUUAGAAAUUUCUACUUUUGUCAUGAAGAACACACAGUUAUUUGAGUUUUGUAAAAGUGCACGUCGUAACAAUAACCUCAUCCCCCCGGAACCAAUUUUGGAUAUUUACAAAAAAGGCCCUUAUUUCAGAGCAAUCCAGAUUUAUAAUAAGCUGCCAAACGAUAUAAGAAAUAUAAAAAACCUUAACCCAUUCGUGUCAAAACUAAAACUACUUUUAAUAUCGAAGGCAUACUAUUCGGUCCAAGAGUUUAUGGAGGAUACAUUUUCAUAAGUAUAAGUACUACUAAUAAUUAUUAAUUCUUAACAAUAUUAUUAACCCUUUUUGUAAAAUAUAAGUUAACAUAGGACUUACUUAAUACAAGAAAUAAGCUAGGAUAAAGUUGUUAUUAUUUAGGAUUUAUUUAUCUUAUUUAACAGUAUUAUUUAUUGUUACAGUUACGUAACAGUAUUUAGUUUAAAAAAAUGUUCCAUAAAUAACUAGACAUAAGAUUAAUUUGCAAUGCCCUACCAGGGUGCCAUGUGUUCUAAAAAAUUUUAUUGUAACAACUUUAUUAUGUACCAUGGUUCGCAAUAAAGGAUUCUAAGGAUUCUAUUCUAAUUAGAGUGACAGAGAAAAAUGCCCGCAAUUUGCGAACCUCGAUUUUCGCGGUUAUAGGCCUGUAGUAAGCGUUCGAUACUUAUUACUUUCCUUCACCUCAAAAUGUGGGUAUGUCUCCUCACGGUUUGUGAUUUUUUUUGUAAAAAAGCACUUUACAAACUGUGAGAUUUAAAAUCUACACCCGAGCCAGUUACUUAAAAGCUGAUUUUUUUAAAGUACAAAAUACUACUUAAAGAUAAAAUAGAUUUUUUACAAUACGUGCAUUCCGAUUUUGUUAGGUACGUACGCAGUAAAAUGCACCUAAAUAUGUAUCACAAUAUACUUCAAGUAAUUAAUUUAUUAUUGUGUCUUAUACUUAGUUAAUUUAAUUAUAGGAUUAAAAUAUUAUCUUAGAAUUACAUCAAGUAUUUAUGUACAGUCAAAAACAGAGCUAUGAAUACAGGCAAAGUGCCAAAAAUAUGUAUACACGACCUUAAUGUACAGGCAAUAAAGUACUGUAUACAUAUUUUUGACACUUUGCCUGUAUUCAUAGCUCUGUUGUUGACUGUACUCGAAGUACCUACUUAUGGUUUUAUUUAGAGUAGAUAGGUAGGGAAAGUAUUCCAAUGUGUUACGAAUAAAAAUCUGUAGGACAGUUUCGUCUAUUAAUGAUUUGUAUAAAUAACUGGAGCCGAUUUUUGAAUUUCGAUCGCUCGAUUUUGUCACUCGAAAAUCGGUGGAAAACGGCGAAAUGCUAAUUUUUGAAAUACGAGCGAUCGAAAUUUGGAAUAUAGUGGUGUUGACCACUCGAUUUCAAUACUAUUAGUAGAAUUUAAACGCCUAGUAGUGGAGAUAUCAUUUAACGAAAUACACGAAAUCGAGUGGUGGAAUUUCAAACAUCGGCCCCCUGAGUGCGUGUAAUAGCAACUUAUUUUUAGCAAAUAUUGUAUCAUGCAACUCUGAACCCCUUAAGGGAUUAACGGACGGCUCGUUUUUAGGGUUCCAUAUUUUAUAUGUUAAUCAUGACAAAAUGGUUUUUUUUAAUUCAAGUUUCUGACCUCGAAAUCCCACCGGGUUAUUGUCAAAUAUGUACCUGCUUCAAAAACUAUUUUGUCAAUUUUCCCUAGUCAAAACAAGGAAAGUUGUAAGCAGACUAAAUUUGCAUCAAAACGAGUUCAAUUUGGUAUAUAUCGACCUUAUACUCGUAGGUCUUGAAACACAGGCCGUGAGCUUUUUGUAUGGGGCAUUCUUACUCGGCGGUGCGCGCGAGCCUCAUACUAUAUUUUAUCAAUUUGGAAGUUUCUGAUAAAAUAGAUAGCUGGUUUAUUAGAGUAAAUUGUAAGUUGUCAAUAUCAGUGAACGUUAAUCUGUUGGUGACUUCGUGACAGAGCAAUAAAGUUAAACAUAUAUCUACUUAGUUACAGCUAAUAUCAAUUGAAAUUAUUCUUUAGAGAUAGUGUAAAAUCAUAUUGCCUGAUUAUGCCUUGAAAUUGCUUGUAACGGCUAGUGGCUGCCACAAAAUUGCCACCGAUAACGAUCACUAUAGUACACACGUAUUUUGCUUUCUCGAGUAUUUAAAAUAUGUCAUUUGUUUUAUACUAUUUGUUAUAGCAGUAUUAGAUUUAAUGGCAAUGACUUACGCGGAAUUUAAUGAAGUGUAAUGAAUAUUGUCUCGUUCUAUUUAUUAUGUACAAUGAUAUGUACUUAUGAUGAUUGUUUUUAUUUAAUAAAUCACUUAAAGUAUAGUAAGUU
Molecule: messenger RNA, 5038 nt
Organism: Cydia fagiglandana
Lineage: Eukaryota; Metazoa; Arthropoda; Insecta; Lepidoptera; Tortricidae
Product: protein THEM6-like
Exons: 2
Coding region: 23-466 (147 amino acids)
Source: RefSeq, a predicted model, not a curated record